Molecule: messenger RNA, 950 nt
Organism: Episyrphus balteatus (marmalade hoverfly)
Lineage: Eukaryota; Metazoa; Arthropoda; Insecta; Diptera; Syrphidae
Exons: 2
Coding region: 125-757 (210 amino acids)
Source: RefSeq, a predicted model, not a curated record
AAAAAAAAAAAAACAACUUUCCCGGUUAAACUGUACAACACUACUCGACAGAAAAAACUUCGAUUUUUUACCAAAGAAACCUCUGAAAAAAAUACAAUUUAAAAGAAAAAUAUUAAUCAACAAAAUGUCAACAGUUCGAAGUGAUCAAUUAUUUUUGGAUGGUGAAAAUUACCAACAGCGAACCAUGCCAAAUAAACAAUUCCAUUCGGAGCGCAAGCACAACAUUCGCAAACAUGCCUUGGGUGAAAUCAAAAAUGUAAUCCACAAUCAUGCCUCGGUAACACCAUUCAAAGGUCACCAAAUACCCGGUCCAUCAAAAAAUAUCUGCACUGAUUUAUUUAAAAAACAUUCUCAACAUCUUAAAUCACAAUUUGAUGGAGAACAACAGAUCAAAAUUCAACCCAUUGUCACAGCCAAGACCGAAGAGCUAUACAAAGAAGAUUUACCAACUCCAAGGAAGUGUAACAAAAAUUGUCACAAAGGCUUGGAAGAAAUAUGGUCAGAAAUGAAUGUUCUUGAACCAGAUGUAUUGGAACGACUAAUCAAUGGCAAUGGGGAAAUUGAAGAUGACUUCGAUCUGCCAGAUCGUAAUAUACCACCACCAACAAUCGAUUUUGAUGAUUUAGAAUUCGAUUUGGAAUUUGAUGUACAGGAUCCAUACGAAAUGGAAAAUAAGAAAUUACUCGAGAAGAUAUUGGCUGAGGAUCAAGCUCGAACUGAGUUUCCUUUGGCUAAUGAGUGGAUAGAUAGUUUGUAAAUUAUAAACUGUUUAUCUAAAAAAUAUUUAUAAUAUGCACUUACCUGACUGCUUAAUUUAGCAGCAAAGAUUUAUUUUAUUUUUGUUUUGUAUUCCUUAUUUGAGUUUUAUGCUCUUUUGAAGAAAAAAAGGAAUAUUCUUUUAAUUUAUUUUAUUAUUUGUUUCUCCAAUAUAUAAAUACAUAAUUACAUAU